AUGGCAGAGAGUAGCUCCAGUUUUAGUGAUAAUACUUCAGCAUUUUCGGUGAAAGGCUCGAAAAGAAAAACUAGAAAUGAAAGUGAAAAACGACGACGCGACACUUUCAAUCGGUUAAUUGGUGAAUUGACAUUAUUAGUUGGGAAAGGUGAUCGUAAAAUGGAUAAAAGUAACGUACUAAAAUGCGCAAUUAAUUUCCUCAAACAACAACAUUGUUAG
Molecule: messenger RNA, 219 nt
Organism: Loa loa (African eye worm)
Lineage: Eukaryota; Metazoa; Nematoda; Chromadorea; Rhabditida; Onchocercidae
Product: helix-loop-helix DNA-binding domain-containing protein
Exons: 2
Coding region: 1-219 (72 amino acids)
Biological process (GO): circadian regulation of gene expression; regulation of transcription by RNA polymerase II
Cellular component (GO): CLOCK-BMAL transcription complex
Molecular function (GO): DNA-binding transcription factor activity, RNA polymerase II-specific; protein dimerization activity; RNA polymerase II cis-regulatory region sequence-specific DNA binding
Source: RefSeq, a predicted model, not a curated record